Ogataea polymorpha is the source of this 2200-nucleotide messenger RNA. RefSeq lists its product as uncharacterized. The coding region runs from base 1 to 1323 and encodes 440 amino acids. The record is from RefSeq and is a predicted model, not a curated record. NCBI's taxonomy places the organism in Eukaryota, Fungi, Ascomycota, Pichiomycetes, Pichiales, Pichiaceae. Gene Ontology annotation, cellular component: GPI-anchor transamidase complex. Gene Ontology annotation, biological process: attachment of GPI anchor to protein. The transcript has a single exon.
AUGUUGAAGCCAACCUUGGUGCUGGUCAUUGCACUGAUAUUGCCGAUUUUGUAUCAGCAGCUGCAGGAUCUCCUGAACAGAAACACAAUCCCACUCCACGUGCUACGCUAUUAUGUUCAGCAUCCCCUCGACGACGUCAUCAUCAAAAUUCCAGUAUACAUCGAGUCUUCAGAUCUACGAUUUCUCGACGUCGGAGAAGCCAUACACAUCCAGAGCCUCGGCAGACUGCGAGAAACAGAGCGCACACUGCCAGAUGUGCAGUUCGAUUUCUACGAAUACACUAAUCAGACCGAUGCUCUUGUAAUGAAAUUUUUCAUCAGCGACGGCAACGGCAUCUACGUGGACGCCGUGGAGGGGUACGCAGCGCUUUUCUACACACUGGAGGCAGUGGACGCCAACGAUGUGCCGUAUUUCGGGACGCAGCUGCUGCUGGAUCACUGCUACAACGACGAGAUCAAAAACUACGUUGCAGACAGUUUUCUGCAGCUGGUGGACCACGACUCGAAAAACCACAGCUUCUUGCACCACUGGCAGUUCGAGACCUCCGUGCAGGAACCUCUGCACCUUGUGUUUGUCAUGUUGAGUGCCCAGACCAACUGGGAAAUUGAGCAGGCCGUGAAAAUGUAUAUGGAGCCCGUUCUCAGCAUCCUGUCCAACUGCAGCCUGGAAUUUUUGCAUGUGGAGGAGGACCGCAAGUCGCCGUUCCGCUACAUCGACGAACAUUUCCCCGAAGAGCUGUCCGCGUUGCCGAACUUAUCAGACUUCUAUAUCUCACAUAACAGCUCCAACUCCACGUUGUACCUCGUCUACUAUCCGUUUGAGCUGACAGACCACUCUAUCCGCACUCUAUCCGUCGACAACCACAGCAUCUACUCCAGCAAUGAAAACACGUUUCUCAACAUAAAAUCGUGGGGAUCCGUCUACUUUGCGCACACUGAAAGCUACCACGGCUACGUUUCUGUGCAGAAUUUGUCCGACUGCAUAUGGUCAUUUGCAGAGACUGUUCUGGAUCACUAUCAUUUUCCAAACGAGAAUAUGGCGCCGGCUCUGCGCAUCCAGAUGUACAAGCGGAUUUCCACGGUCAAGAACCUGACGUACUUUAGCCACAGGCUUUCUCAGGUGAUCGGCUGGCUGGAACGCAACACUCUAGACAGGUUUCUGGGCAGUGCAAUUCUCGACGCUUUCGACCGCCGGGAGCACGUGAAAGAAAGGCUGCUAAAUUACGACUACGACGCAGCGUUUCAAAUCAGCACGGACAUGGUGGCCACGUUCGACAAGCAGAUACAGAAUCUUGAUAUUGGAAAAAUGGAAAUAAUCGCGUGAGCUCAGCUUUUAACCAUGUUCUGUUGAUCUGCCGAUGCCAAAACGUAUAAAUAUCGAUGCGGGACAAUUCCUGUUCCUACCGGUAUGUUCUACGAGCUCAAGGAUUGGAGCUCGGUUGCGUCGACCGACCGAUCGCACCCGCUGAUUUUCGAGACUGACCGCAAACCGUGCUACAUCAUGGCCGAUGUGGGCCAUUCGCAGCAAGACGACAGGUUUUUAGAGGAUCUGUUAAAACUGUGCGACCUCACCGGCAUGCGCCAAAAACACUAUCAAGACAUAGUCAGAAAACAGGUAAGAGAAGAACUGCUGCUGAAAAGCAUCUUUCUGAGACUCGCCUCAAAAGUUCGCGGAGCUUCCUACGUGGACUCGCGAGUGGACAAAUACAUCCGAGCGAAAGGCAUCCUCACCCCUGGAAAGUAUCCAAUUGUCCAGAAACCGAUUUUGAAAAGGGUCGAGUGCAACGACCUGGGGCUCAAGUACAAUUUUGACAUGGAGGCGCUGGAGAUUGAAAAUCAAGAGAAACUUAAACUAGAGGCGAAGGAUGCAGACAUUUUGUACCUGGAAGCUCCAAACAAGGGCAAGCUUUACAUCAGGAAAGUGAAGCCUUUGUUGGACAUACAAUCUCCUUUUAUAAAGGAGGCCUGCAGCGCGCGCAUUCGGAGACGCACGCAGUAUUUUGACAGGAUUCUCGGGGAGAAACACCAGAGCUUUGACGAGUUUGAGGACCGGCUGCUGAAUCAACCGAUCCGUAACUACAUUAAGUGAUACCAAUGCUCACAGCUGCUGGACGACUUUCUGGUGCACGGGUGCAGAAUAUCAAAAAAAAAAACAUUUCAUGCCAACCUGAAAAUUAUAUAAUUUAAUGAAUAGUCAUGAC